Oryza sativa Japonica Group (Japanese rice) is the source of this 1235-nucleotide messenger RNA. The record is from RefSeq and is a predicted model, not a curated record. Lineage: Eukaryota; Viridiplantae; Streptophyta; Magnoliopsida; Poales; Poaceae.
UCCUCCUCUUCUCCGUCUCGACUCUUCCAUCCGCGGCUGCUUCUCCCGCUCUCUCUCUCUCUCUCUCUCUCUCUCAGCCAUGGCUCGCCUCCUCUCGCGAACCCUAGCCUUGGCCCGCGCGGACUCCGCCGCGGUGCCCUCCUACGGCCGCCUCCAUGUCCGUGGUGUCUCAUCGAAGGUGGAGUUCAUCGAGAUCGACCUGUCGUCGGAGGACGCCCCCUCCUCGUCGUCCUCGUCCGGCGUCGAGGGGGGCGGCUUCGGGCCGCGGGAGAUGGGGAUGCGGCGACUGGAGGACGCCAUCCACGGGGUACUCGUGCGGCGGGCGGCGCCGGAGUGGCUCCCCUUCGUGCCGGGAGGAUCCUACUGGGUCCCGGAGAUGCGGCGCGGGGUCGCCGCCGACCUCGUGGGCACCGCCGUCCGCAGCGCGAUUGGCGCCGCCUGGAACGCGGAGGCGAUGACGGAGGAGGAGAUGAUGUGCCUCACCACCAUGCGCGGGUGGCCGUCGGAGGCUUACUUCGUCGAAGAUUGUCUUGAACCAGCAGUUGUUGGGUGGGCCUCAUGCUUGGGGAGUUUUGUGUAUAUGGGCUGAGUUUACCUAUGGCUGGGUUGGGUAGAUUUCAGGGAAAUUUUCUCAUCCAGUGGAGAGUUCAAGAAAAGUUGCUACUCAAACUGAUGAAGAGGAAAGCUAAUUUGUUUGCAUCACUUUAGCAGGGACCCCCUGAGAAAUAGGAAGCUUGGAGCUGUCGAGUUCUGCUGAUGUUGUACAUACAGACAGCUAUGAACGUGAGCACCAGCGUGUCAUCUCAUCAGUCGCUUCAGAAGAUGAUGUGCCCAGUGCUGUUACUACUAUCAAAAUGCCAUGAACAUGGAUCCGUGUAUUCCUGCAACACAGUGCCUUGCGCUAUGGUCUUUUUUUCUGAGAGCUUGUACUUGUACCUGUAGAAUGUAGUGUAUGCAUCAAGCUGCUGCUACUGAAUAAAAGAAAAAAGAAAAAUAUAUGUUGUGGGUUGGGCUGAAUGCCUGUACCCCAUGAGCACAGGAUGCUCUCGAUCAUUGAGCGUGCUGUGCACGUCGUGGGCCUCCAACUAAAACUGUAAUCAUCCUUGGGCAGAAGACGGCAGAAAUCUUGAACUUUUUGUUUUGUCUUGUUCUUCGGCUGAUAAUGCUGCUUCUUCUGAUAACAAUUGCCCCUGGAAAUGCUAAUAAUGUAAGAAGAGCACUGCUAUACGUACUAA